Messenger RNA from Lathyrus sativus (Indian pea), 1293 nucleotides. The record is from the annotation of a GenBank genome assembly. Lineage: Eukaryota; Viridiplantae; Streptophyta; Magnoliopsida; Fabales; Fabaceae.
AUGGAUAAUGUUGAUUGGGAUCUCUUUGCCAUUGUGCGUAGCUGCAAAGCUACCUCUUUAACUCCUUCCACCAUUUUUGAAUCUUCACCUCAAACCCCAACCACCACCACCACCACCACCACCACUACUAUGAAUAAGGUUAUAUCACUUCAAAACUACACACCAUCUUACUUUGAUGAUUUUACCAUGUCCUAUGAAAAUAGCCCAAUUCCUUUUUCGCCACUCAAAUCAAAUGAUUUCUUACAGCUAGGAAGGUUUAUACCUAAUUUUAAUCCCAACACCACUAUCUCUGCUGUCGUUACCCCUGUCACUACUACCACCACUUUCAUGACUCCCAACUCCACCUUUGCUUCUCCUUCCAUACUUAAUAUUAAUGGAACCAACCAAUAUUCCAAUAUUUGUCGGUUCCCCAAACCUGCUCCCUACAUUGAAAUUACAACUGGGCAUUUUGAUCUUGCAUACAAUCAUCCAUCGGUUCUCCACGAACUCCAGAGAGAGCGCAAUCAACUACCAAUUCAAGCACCCAAAACUAGCUUUGGGCUUAUACCGAAUACACUUUCACAACAUCCAAAACGAAAAUCUUGGAAAAGGAAGAAUAAUAAUACGAAGAUAUUGGAGUGUCAUUUGAGUGUAGAGAAGAUCAAAGAAGAUCCGUGGACAUGGAGAAAAUAUGGAGAAAAAAUUAUCAAAGGGUCUUCACAUCCAAGGAGCUACUACAAAUGUAGCAGCUUCAAAGAUUGUUCGGCAAAAAAACUAGUAGAAAAAAGCAAAAACAAAGAGAACACUUAUGUCGUGACAUAUAAAGGACAACACAACCAUAAAGAGCCAAAAUAUAAUCAUAAAUCUGUCAUUGGUACCUCUCAAAACAAGUUAUCAAAGAGAAUAUUAUCUACUGCUAAAGUUGUAAGAAACAUGAAUUCACCUAAUGUUGUAAUGACGCACUUUAAUCAAACAGGGAACAUCAAUGCUCAAAUUCUCUCAACUCAAUCAAAAGUCAUAUAUCCUGAAAAUGAACUUACAAAAAAUCAUUUGCUUGUUUCCCAAGAAGCUGUAUCGUCUUCAAGUGUUGGAAACUUGAGUUCAUCUGAUGUGAUGAUGUCGCAGUUUGAUGAGCCAAAGGGCAAUGAUGCUCAAGUUUUCACUUGUGAGUCAACAAUUCCUUAUUCACAAAAAAAAUCGAGUGGAAGUUGUGAUGACGAUGACCAUGAUAUUUUGAUACCGAACAUGAGAGCAAUGUCGGAGGAUAUUUUACUAGACUUCAACCACCUCAACGGUGGUAGGUUAUUCACUUAG